Messenger RNA from Myripristis murdjan (pinecone soldierfish), 5713 nucleotides. RefSeq names its product itchy E3 ubiquitin protein ligase b (gene itchb). The record is from RefSeq and is a predicted model, not a curated record. Bases 147 to 2813 code for a protein of 888 amino acids. The transcript is spliced from 24 exons. Gene Ontology annotation, cellular component: cytoplasm. NCBI's taxonomy places the organism in Eukaryota, Metazoa, Chordata, Actinopteri, Holocentriformes, Holocentridae. Gene Ontology annotation, molecular function: ubiquitin protein ligase activity; protein binding. Gene Ontology annotation, biological process: protein K48-linked ubiquitination; protein K29-linked ubiquitination; proteasome-mediated ubiquitin-dependent protein catabolic process.
ACGAAGAUGGUGGAAGUUUCUUCCUCGAAGUGAAAGCCCGAUACAAACACAAACAAGCCGCGGAAAAGAGGGGGAGUUUGCUGUACGUGGACGUGUUGAGACCCACAAUCUCCCGUCGAAUAAGGCCUUUAUCCCAGCCCUAUGUCAUGGCCAGUGGCGUCACCAAGCCGGGCCCUUCCAAUGGUUACCCUAUGAAGGCACAACUACAAAUCAUUGUGCUAUCAGCAAAACUGAAGGAGAACAAGAAGAACUGGUUUGGUCCUAGUCCCUACGUGGAAGUGACGGUCGACGGCCAAUCCAAGAAAACAGAGAAAUGCAACAACACCCACAGCCCCAAAUGGAAGCAGCCGCUCACUGUGAUUGUGACUCCGUUCAGCAAACUGGUGUUUCGCGUGUGGAGCCACCAAACCCUGAAGUCAGACGUGUUGCUAGGCUUGGCCACACUGGAUGUCAGCGACACGCUCAAGUCCAACGACAUGAAAAUCUCAGAAGUGGUGCAGACCUUACAGCUGAGCGCAGACAGAGACCAGUCAGACGUGGUGGGAGACCUGUCUGUCUGCCUGGACGGCAUGACUGUCGACCCCGAGAUGUUCGCUACAGCCGAGGCCAAUCAUCACAGUACAUCAAAUGGGGAAUCGCAACCUAAUGGGGAUCAUGCUAUAAGGCGGAGUAGAGACAGCUCUCCAGCGGUGGAUGGUGUGGAGCACCGGUCUUCCCCAGGUGGUCGUAGGGCAGUGAACGGUACAGGGUCCCCCUCGGUGUCUUCAGGGAGCGUACGGCCCCUCAGACCACCCAGGCCCUCCAGACCUCCUCCCCCGACCCCACGCAGACCAACCUCCUCACCAGCAUCUUCUAGCAAUGGCUCUGUACCAGCCGACAGUAGCGAUGGUCACUCAGGCUCCGACACACCAGUGCGAACUGCGGCCUCCGGAGCCUCAGCAGCCACGGACUCCAGCCCCUCAACAGGCCCAGACCAGAGCUCCACAUCAGCCCCCGGGUCCGGAGCUGCAGUGGCCAGACACCCAACCAGCAGCGUGACCCCUGCCAUCAACCCCAGGGUCCCCUCAGUCAACACUGGACCACUGCCCCCUGGGUGGGAACAGAGGGUGGACCAGAAUGGCAGGUUGUAUUUUGUUGACCAUGUGGAGAAAAGAACGACGUGGGAACGACCCGAACCACUGCCUCCUGGCUGGGAGCGUCGUGUCGACCCAAUGGGCCGGGUCUACUUUGUUGACCACAUCACGCGGACCACCACGUGGCAGCGCCCCACCAUGGAGACAGUGCGGAACUACGAGCAGUGGCAGCACCAGCGUAGCCAGCUGCAGGGCGCCAUGCAGCAGUUCAACCAGAGGUUCAUAUUUGGGUUGCAAGACCAGGUCCCAGCCACCCAGAAUAAGGAGUUUGAUCCUCUGGGCCCUCUGCCACAUGGAUGGGAGAAGAGAACAGACACGAACGGCCGGGUUUACUUUGUGCAUCAUCCUACGCGGACAACACAAUGGGAGGACCCGCGAACACAGGGGUUGUUGAAUGAGAAGCCUCUGCCAGAGGGCUGGGAGAUGAGGUUCACGGUUGACGGUAUUCCCUACUUUGUUGACCACAACAGGAGAACCACCACCUACAUUGACCCCCGCACUGGGAAGUCAUCACUUGAAAACGGACCGCAGAUCACAUACGUUCGAGACUUCAAAGCCAAAGUGCAGUACUUCAGAUUCUGGUGCCAGCAACUGUCAAUGCCUCAACACAUCAAGAUCACCGUCACCAGAAAAACCCUGUUUGAGGAUUCCUUCCAGCAGAUCAUGAGCUUCAAUGCCCAGGAUCUGCGCAGAAGACUAUGGAUCAUUUUCCCGGGAGAAGAAGGACUUGACUAUGGAGGCGUUGCCAGGGAGUGGUUCUUCCUGCUGUCCCAUGAGGUUCUGAACCCCAUGUACUGCCUGUUUGAAUACGCUGGGAAAGAUAACUACUGUCUGCAGAUCAACCCUGCAUCCUACAUCAACCCCGACCACCUCAAGUACUUCAAGUUCAUAGGACGCUUCAUCGCCAUGGCCCUGUUCCACGGCAAGUUCAUCGACACAGGUUUCUCCCUGCCGUUCUACAAGCGCAUCCUAAACAAGCCGUGGGCCCUCAAAGACCUGGAGUCGAUAGACCCAGAGUUCUACAACUCUCUCAUCUGGAUCAAGGAUAACAACAUCGAGGAAUGCGGUCUGGAGAUGUUCUUCUCAGUUGACAAGGAGAUCCUGGGGGAAAUCACAACCCAUGAGCUGAAACCUGGAGGAGGAGACAUCCAGGUCACCGAGGAGAACAAGGAGGAGUACAUCAGGCUAGUAGCCGAGUGGAGGCUGUCCAGAGGAGUGGAGGAGCAGACGCAGGCGUUCUUCGAAGGCUUCAACGAGGUCCUCCCUCAGCAGUACCUGCAGUAUUUUGAUGCUAAAGAGCUGGAGGUGAUGCUGUGUGGUAUGCAAGAGAUCGACCUGGCAGACUGGCAGAGAAACACCAUUUACCGGCACUACGCCCGCAGCAGCAAACAGAUCAUCUGGUUCUGGCAGCUGAUUAAGGAGAUGGACAACGAGAAGAGGAUGAGGCUGCUGCAGUUUGUCACCGGUACCUGCAGGCUGCCUGUUGGAGGCUUCGCCGACCUCAUGGGGAGCAACGGGCCCCAGAAGUUCUGUAUUGAGAAGGUGGGAAAAGAGAACUGGCUUCCCAGGAGUCACACAUGCUUCAACAGACUGGACUUACCCCCCUACAAAAGUUACGAGCAGCUGAAGGAGAAGCUGAUGUUCGCCAUCGAGGAGACAGAAGGCUUCGGGCAGGAGUGAGAGAAGCGAGGAGAAGCCCAAGAGAAAACACAGCGAUGGAUGGAGUCUAAAAGAGUUUAAUAUCCAGUGUUCAAAUCAGGGAGUCUUUUCAAAAGGCGUGUGUUGUUCAUGUAUGGGUGUGUGUGCAUAACUGCUGUCUGCAUGUUGUUGAAAAGGAGCUGGGAUUUGGGAACUUGCAUCUCCCCUGUGUACCUUAACGCUGAUUGGACGCGGAAGGCGUCAAAGCCUGAUGGGUAUAUGAUAUUUUUUUUAACCAAAACCAGACCACUGGAAGCUACUUCCAACUGUCAGUGUGCUCCACAUCAUGCAUGGAAAUCUGGAAACCCACCCUUUGUUGCAUCUAUCGGACACAACAGCAAGAUUAUAUCCCCCUUCCCAACAUCAUUUGCUCAGUCUCUGUGCCCCAGAGCUUUCCUUUUGUGGAAAAGCUUCUUUUAUUUUUUUUAAUCCCAAGCCACACAUCUGAUCAUAUGAUGGUGGGCGGCAGUGUGGCCUUGUGGUUAAACCAUCUCAUAGUCAGAGGAGCUCACAGCUUCAGUCCCUAAAACUGUUGGAACUUGACAUUUUACAGCAAGAUUGAAAGAGUGCCCUUGUUUUCAGACUUUGUUGCUUUGAGAUUUUUUUCUGGUUCAGCCCCUUUUCAGACAAUUGUUUAAAACAAAGGAAUAAACACAAAGGGACGGUAGCUUUCAGCUGGUUAAUGUGGAUCGUGAAGAGGAGUGCUCCUAAUUAGUUGGACAUAAUGCUCACGUGACAGCAGACAAUCUUGGUGCUUCAGUUGAUAUCAAGGAGACAUGCCUAAUAUAUAUGCAGAGAGAGAGAGAGAGAGAGCCUUGUGCUUUUGGUUCCAUAGUAUUUGAUCUGUGAAUCUUGUAAUGAUUGUGAGGGGUUGCUUGUAAACCCCAUUAUUUAUAGCGGUGGAAAAGUCUGAGGACAUGAAUGGAACUUGAAUAGACCCUAGUUUUAUAGGGCCACUCUUAUUGGUACAGGAUGGGAUGUCUAAGGUCAGAAUAUUCUGGGAGAGUGAAAAAUGUUUGUAUUCACAAGAGCAACUUUAAAGACGCUUAACAGCCUCCCUCUCGUCCUUUAGGAGGUGUCGGUGUUAAAAUGAUGCCUGAAGAAACCCAUCAGGGGUGAAUAAGUAUUUUGAAACAGUGUCUCAUGGUUUAAGUGCUUGACGUGUACUCGAUUGAACGUGUCAACAAAAACGCGAGCGGAAGAAUCACCAAAUGCAAGUCAAACCAAAUCAAAUCACAGUUGUUGUUUUUUUUUUCAGUUGAGAUAAAAUUUUGGAUCCAUAUUUUGCAGAGGUCUAAAAGAAACUACAUGUAGCUCCGUAUAUGUAGCAUUUUUAAGGUGAGUCUGAGAGAGCGCUUACCAUGUUUCUACUGUCGAAUAUUUUAUAAUCACGGAAAAUCUCAUCUUCCUUGCGUGCGUUCUUGCCCUAGAUGAAACACAGUAUCGAUGGGAAAGAUUCAUUUAUAAAUCCAUGCCAAAAAUGUGGUGAAGUCUCUCCUAGUGUUUUGAUUGUUCACUUCACACAUUUGAUAAAUGUUUCACUUUGGUAGAAAAUCAGCAGCAGUCGACCUCCAGCAGUAGCAUCUUUUAGGAUUUGGUGUCACGGCCACCAUUCAGGAUCUUUUUUUUCCUCUGAUUUCAGUAUUGAUAAUUGCAAAGAUGACACUUUAAAAGAAACAUCUUGGACCCAACGCAAAAUUAUACGAGUCUAAUUUUCCUUUUUUGUGUUUGAGGUAUGAUUUUAGGGAGGAUUCUCAAUACAGUGUUGAUUAUGGGGCAGCCAGUUUUAUCAAAUGCUGGUGUGUUUGCACAAAAAAAAAAAAAAAAAAGCAAAAGCUCUACCAGUGUGAAACCGCACUCGCUGUGCCCACAGAUAAACUCAUCAUCAGCAGCAGCAGGUUGGCUUUAUAUCUGACCAGCAUUAAUAUAACAGAGCUUAAGAAGAUGGUUAACCCCUUGUGGGAAAACGUGGCGGUUUGGUUGCCUGUUUUGGCGUGGCCUUGUGAAAUACUUGGAUUGGUUACACAGCCGUCUCUUUCGCUGGAGAUCAGGAAGUGUUUAGUGGGUUCGAGACCGGGUCUGUUCUCGCACGAGCGAUUGGCUUACUGCAAAUUUCUGAAACUUGCAUAGAGUAAGCAUUGAACGAAUCACUGCACUGCACUGAAGACAGAAGGCUUGUGAGAGUGGAGCACCAGAUUCAGAUGUUGUGGGUUUGAGAAACCGCAGCUCUGGGAUUUUUUUUUUUUUUUUUUUUUUUUUUUUUAACAGUGCUAGCAAAUCUGAGAUCUGGUUUUCCUCAUGCGUCUUUGAGAUUGUCUUUGUCCUUUGGCUUCAGGUAGCCUGAUUUCCACUCAAGAUGACCAGAGCUCGCCAGGCCUUACUCAGUAUCCGUCUCUUCACUCCCUCCAGGAACUAUUUUUUUUUUCCUUUUUUUUUUUCUUUGGGCUUAAUGCUCAAAUGAAUGAAUACUUGUGACCCUGUGCUAUGUUGACCUGGCCCCGCUAAGUCCCUCUCUGUCUCUUUUGGGGAAUCAUCUCAGCACCAGCGAGGAGACUUAAGGUGAUAAUGCAAGGGUCUCAUUUUUGAGGAUAUCAAGGCAGGGAUUGGGAAUAACCACUGAGAAUAACCACUCAAUGUGCAGUAAUAAAGUGGAUUAUACAGAACGUAUCAUGAUAAAGAAGGAGAAAUGGAAAAACAGCCUCAAACUGUCGCCCAUGCAGCAGGCCCUUAAGAGGAAGCGUUGUUUUAAAUCAUAUUCUGGGGUCGAUCAUGAAUUAAAAUCCCAGGGAUGUAGUAGAGAAGCAAAUGUGUAAAUAUCAUAAUUUAUGUCGCAUUGCAAAAUAAAACCUCUGGUCCUUUUUAAUUUUUUUUUUUUGUUCUAG